Molecule: messenger RNA, 360 nt
Organism: Aureococcus anophagefferens
Lineage: Eukaryota; Pelagophyceae; Pelagomonadales; Pelagomonadaceae
Exons: 1
Cellular component (GO): Set1C/COMPASS complex
Molecular function (GO): protein binding
Source: RefSeq, a predicted model, not a curated record
CUCCGGGACCACGUGGACCGCCUGUCCUGGCGCGCCUGCGCCUUCGGCGCCGCGGGCGAGCGCGUCGUCGCCGGCGCGUCGUCGCGCGGCGCCGUCGAGCUCUACGUCUGGGAGGCCGCGUCCGGCGCGCUCCUGGCGCGCGUCGCCGACGAAGACGGCGACGCCGCGGACGGCGACCUCGCGGCCCUCGCCUGCCACCCGCGGGGGGCCAUCGUCGCCACGGCCGCGGGCGCGAACCCGCCCGUCGUCAAGCUCUGGGCGUCCGACGACAGCCGGUCCUGGCGCGCGUUCGCGCCGGGCUUCGAGGAGCUCCACGAGAACACGCGCCACGAGGAGCGCGAGGACGAGUUCGACACGGUC